Cornus florida is the source of this 1310-nucleotide messenger RNA. RefSeq lists its product as uncharacterized. The record is from RefSeq and is a predicted model, not a curated record. NCBI's taxonomy places the organism in Eukaryota, Viridiplantae, Streptophyta, Magnoliopsida, Cornales, Cornaceae. Bases 298 to 1077 code for a protein of 259 amino acids. The transcript has 2 exons.
AAAAAUUCAGCCUACUGCUAGUUGGCUUUACCUUUCAGCUAGCUUCGAUAGGUUAACUAUAAGAAAACAAACAUUCCACCUUCUUCAAUGCCCAAAAUUUCAUUCUUAUAUUAGUUAUAAAGCAAAACCCUUAUAACCACACAUUCACAUACUUCAUUCCCAAGUAACCUAUCUUAGUUUUUUUUUUUUUUUUUUUUAUAUUUUUUAUUCCCUCACAAACACCACAACCAAAGUUGACAUAACAAAUUUUAAUUUUGUGCUAGUUUUUUUUUUUUUUUUUUAGUUUUGCCAAUUCAAAUGGGGAGUGAAUGCAAUCCAAACAAACCCCAUUACGAUAUCACCAUGUCCAAGAGAACAAGAAGGCGAUUAAAUCUCGAAAAAGAAAUCUCAAUGAAUUCGUGCUCUAGAGAGAAACAAAGUGAUCCUCAAGAAAGUGUUUGUAAAGUUGAAGAUAAAUCUGCUAAUGGAGGAGAAGAAAGUGAUCAUCAGAGCUUGAAGCAGCUGAUGCACAUGUGGGUCCCCCACUCAGGCGCACUCCCCCUUUUUUUACAGUUUUUUUUUUCAUUCUUUGAUGCCUCCUCUCUCUUUGUGAACACAAACACCACAUUCAAAGUUCACACAGCAAAUUUUCAUUUUGUGCUAGUUUUGCCAAUUCAAAUGGGAAGUGAAUGCAAUCCAACCAAACCCCAUUAUGAUAUCACCAUGUCCAAGAGAACAAGAAGGCGACUAGAUCUCGAAAAAGAAGCUAAUCUGCAGAUCUCCAUGAAUUCGGAAAAAGGAAGUGACUGUCAAGAAAGUGUUUGUAAAGUUGAAGAUAAGUCUGCAAAUGAAGGAGAAGAAAAUGAUCACAAGAGCUUGAAGCAGCUGAUAAAGACUACUUCUCUUGGCGAACACUUCACAGAAGAAGAGAAGCAGCUUCAAAUUGUGGUUAAACAAGAAGAAGAUGGCAUAGAUGGAGUGAAGUUCAAAAGAAUGGUUAGUAGAUAUGCCAAAAUUUUGAGCCAUUUAAUCAAGCUUAAGAAGAAGGAUCCACAUUUAGGGUCCCGGAAAAAGCCAGUUCUUCAAUUAAAAAUGUAGGUUUUGAUCAAGCGGAUGAGAAUUUUUUUGAGCCUACAUAUCAUAUCAUCUGUUUAUGCACCUAUUACAUACGUAUGUGUGUGUCGUCCAUAUAUAAACUGAUGCCUGUAAAGUCUAUUCAUUAGUAAAAGCUUUAUUGUACAUGCUCAUGUAUAACAGUAUCCGGUUAUUUACUCUUAAUUUUGUGCUUAUGUCCUUUGAAGAUUAGCAAAUAAUAUGCAAUAUAUAUGAAC